GGAGGAGGUGCCGUACACCGUUAUGCUGGGACGAGGUUGGCAUGGCCAAACUCGAGGGUACUGAGUUGGUUGAGGUCACCAAAUCAAAGGUGAAGUUGAUUCGAGAGAGACUCAAGGCGGCUCAGGAUAGACAAAAGAGUUAUGCAGAUAAGCGUCGAAGAACCUUAGAGUUUAAGGUUGAUGACGAGGUAUUCUUGAAAGUUUCUCCUUGGAAAGGGAUCAUUCGGUUCCAAACCCGAGGAAAACUUAACCCACGAUAUAUAGGUCCAUUCAGAAUUAUAGAGAGGAUUGGGGCCGUUGCAUAUCGUCUACAGUUGACUCCUGAGUUAGAGAAGAUACAUAAUGUGUUUCAUGUAUCCAUGCUUAAGAAGUAUGUGCAUGAUCCCUCUCACGUACUAGAGAAGCCACCUGUAGAGGUACGUGAGGAUUUGAACUACGCUGUUCAACCUAUCAAAGUCACCGAUAGAAAGGUGAAGAAGCUGAGGAGCAAAGAAGUCCCAAUGGUUAAAGUCCGGUGGAAGAGCGAUCGGGUCGAGGAAGAGACAUGGGAAACGGAGGCUUUGAUGAGGAAGCAGUAUGCUUUCCUAUUCGAGUAGAGCUGUGAAUUUCGGGGACGAAAUUCCUGUUAAGGGGGGGUGAACUUGUGACACCGCACCCGAACGUCCUUGAAAAUUCGAUUUAAAAUUCAAAAGUGAUGUAUUGAAUUUCCAAUUGCAAAACAAUGGGAGAAACGAUUAAUAUUUUACGAAGUACAUGAUUGAAUAUUGUAUUGUUCAAACCCGCAUUCUUUUGUAAUUUUCAUCGUGUAAAUUAUUGGGAUGAGCCUACACAUAUUGGAGAUCAAUAAUGUGAUUUAGGAAGUUGACUUUUUCUAAAUAAAUUAGGAUGAGUACAAAAAGACAUCUUUGACAAAGAUAAAACAAUAGGACCCAUCUUCCCAUUUUUGGAAGUAUUGGUAGAUAUUUUGGACCCCAAAUUUAAUGGGAUCAAUUGGGAACCACUCCACAUGGUAUUAGUACCUGCAAAACAAAUAAAAAUGGGUUAGGAGACUUACCUUGGCCGGCCAUUAUGGAGAAGAGCUGCACAUGACUUGAUAAGAAUCAAAGUUUGGGGCCACCACUCUUAUUUUCGCACAAAUUGGUGUGCUGUUUGUCUCCUCUCAUUAUAGGAGCUAUCCUCAACCAAAUAACGUGUAUGAGGUGUCCUUGGAUAGCCUUUGAAGUCUAUUAUCUCAAUUGAGUGGUCUUUGUUCGAGGAGAGAAGGAUUAUCUUGCAAAAAUCGAGCUGGAACGAGCAAAGGUCUGUGAACUCGAGCUGUGAGAGUGCUGAGACUGUUUGGUCGAUAUCUCGAAGUUUUACAAGUCCAAUUAAGGCGUGUGAGAUACCCACAGAAAGCUCUCAAGACGAGGAAUCCGUGAAGGUCUGGUUUGCAGGAAUCGGAGUUGUGGAAGGCUUCCAAAUCGUCCGAGCAAAACACAACCUCGCAGGAGAGGAUUUAAUCUUCUAAAGUUGAGGCUAGAGCUUGUUUCCUGUGCUCGUUGAUCGAGUGAUUCCUUGGAGAGAAGACUUGGUUCGUGCUUCCUCCAUUCUGUUUUUAAAUAAUAUUAAACUUGCUCAUGGAUAUUUUACUUUAGAGCCUGCGUGCUCAUGUUUGCCCUGUGUGGCCCUUUUGUUUUAAACAAUGUUUUCCGCUGCGUAUUCAAUUGUUUAUUAUGUAUGUUUAUGGAUGACUUAUGUGUGAAUGAUAUUCAUGACGCCUUGUAUAAUAUGAAUGUGUUGGACUGCGGUUGACUAUUCGUAUCGUACGGCGGGUUGUUGACGUGUCCGGGGAGGUCCGGGGCGUGACAGUACUUCUCUUUCUUAAACCAAUCAAGGACAAAGUUUUCAGGAGGGAUCCGUAACCAGUUGCAACAAGAGAUGACAUGUGGACAUGGAAUACCGGUUAAAUCCCACUUCCGGCAUGUACACGUCCUCUCAUUCAGAUUCACACAAAACAUGUCUAAACGAUGCAUAACUUGAAACUCAAAUUCACUGGCAGCCAAACAAAUGCAUUUUCUUGCUUUUUCCUUUUCCAUCUCUAGGCAUUUCCUCACUCUAGGACAGAUAUCAUCGUGUCUAGAGAUCAUAAUAGAUCUAUUCUGAUGUAUCCUUUGCAUAACCUGCAACCUUAUUUCUUCAAGCAUGUGUAUAAGCAGUUUGGAUCUUGCUUCAAUAAUAUAUCCAUUAAAUGUCUCUGCCAUAUUACUCACAAUCACAUCACUUUUGCUCACAGUUUGCAUAUAGGAUCUACAAAAUGUGGUCGGAUUCUGGGAAAUGAAGUCCUCAACAGCCUUGGCACUAACACCUUUCAUUUCCUCAAGUGCACUGUCAAAGUCAGCUCUAGCAUAUGCUCUAACAG
This is a messenger RNA of Cuscuta epithymum, 2398 nucleotides long. Lineage: Eukaryota; Viridiplantae; Streptophyta; Magnoliopsida; Solanales; Convolvulaceae. The record is from the annotation of a GenBank genome assembly.